Molecule: messenger RNA, 1420 nt
Organism: Brassica napus (rape)
Lineage: Eukaryota; Viridiplantae; Streptophyta; Magnoliopsida; Brassicales; Brassicaceae
Product: cis-3-alkyl-4-alkyloxetan-2-one decarboxylase
Exons: 11
Coding region: 91-1272 (393 amino acids)
Molecular function (GO): epoxide hydrolase activity
Source: RefSeq, a predicted model, not a curated record
CUUAUCUCACCCUCGAAGCAACGGUUUAAACCAACAACCAUUCACUCUCUCUCUCUCUCUCUCUCUCUCACAUAUCAGAAGAAAAAUAUAAUGGCUGUUCAUAUUCAGAACCCUAACUUUUUGCACACUCAUCAGCUCCGAUCAUCUCUUACAUCGGCCUCUGCAUCACCUGCUUCAUAUCACUUCACCAGAUAUUCUCCUGCAAAACAUUCCGGAAUCAUCUGCAAGUCCAAUAACAAAGAUGACUAUCUUAUUGAUGCUCCUGUGUCUGCUGGAGAUGGAUUCUCAUUCAGUGGAGGGAAGUAUUCGGAUCAACCGAGUCCAUCAGAUGAAUGGUUAAAGCAAGGCAAAUGGGUUAAAGCUCACAGAGUUGGGGGAUCUGGUGAAGAAGCCAAAGAUCCCAUUUUCGGACUAACAAUGGGAUCUAGCUCUCAAGCUUCAAAAGAUGUUUUCAGGUGGUUUUGUGUGGAAUCUGGGAAGGUAGACAGUCCUCCUGUUAUACUCAUCCAUGGAUUCCCAUCCCAGUCUUACUCUUACCGGAAAGCUCUUCCCGCCCUGUCAAAGAACUACCGCGCCAUUGCCUUCGAUUGGCUAGGAUUUGGAUUUUCUGACAAGCCUCAGGCUGGAUAUGGAUUCAACUAUACAUUAGACGAGUAUGUUUCGUCGCUUGAAUCAUUCAUUGAUGAAGUUACUACUACUCAGGUCUCACUGGUUGUGCAGGGAUACUUCUCAACUGCUGCGGUUAAAUGCGCAAGAAACCGACCAGAGAAGAUCAAGAAUCUCAUACUCUUGAAUCCUCCUCUCACUCCCGAACAUGCUAAACUUCCAUCAACCUUGUCUGUAUUCAGCAACUUUUUGCUCGGGGAGAUUUUCUCUCAGGAUCCUCUGAGAGCAAGUGACAAGCCUUUGACGAGCUGUGGUCCUUACAAAAUGAAAGAAGAUGAUGCGAUGGUUUACCGAAGACCUUAUCUGACCUCAGGUUCUUCUGGUUUUGCACUUAACGCCAUCAGCAGGGCCAUGAAGAAGGAGCUUAAGGGCUAUACAGAAGAAAUGAGGACCUCACUGAUGGAUAAAGACUGGAAAAUCCCGACCACCGUGUGCUGGGGACAGCGAGACAAGUGGCUGAGCUAUCAAGGAGUUGAAGAGUUCUGCAAGAGUUCAGGACAUGAUCUCGUUGAACUUCCAAUGGCUGGUCAUCAUGUCCAAGAGGAUUGCGGAGAAGAGAUUGGGGGACUAAUCUCAAGAAUCAUAAGCAAAUCUGCUCUUAUCUAACUAGGGCGACUCCGCAAGAAGAUAGAGAAAACACAAAGAUGUCAUGGACAACCCCAUUUGUUAAAAGAAAAAACUCAAGUUUUAUUUCACAACCUUGUGUAUUUCCAGUGGUACAUAUAUAAGUCAUUAGUAAGAUUUUUGUGCUAAA